AACAGAUGAUCUAAAUAUAAACAUGAUAGAGCUACUGUGCACCUGGCGUAUAAACUGCGACGCAAUCAAUACAGGGAAGACUGACAGGAACGACGUGGCGCAAAGGUGUGCACUCGUCUCGUCCCGGACUUACUUCCUCAGGGUCUUCAGUCGCCAUGUUUUGUCACACGCUAACACUAUUCCUGACAAUCGCCUUUACUGAAGUUGCAAUAUGUGUAUCUCUGUCAUCAAACGUGCUGUGUGAUAAAGAAUGCAACGCAUGUUCUAGCCACAAAUGUUCAGACAACUGCAUCAAAUGUCCUACUGGAUUCUACGGACCCGACUGUACCCGUUCUUGUCCUCCUCACUGUGCAGAAGGGUGUUGUGAGCUCCUGUCUAGUGGUCGGAGUGUCAACUGCACUCAGGGCUGCCAGGACGGGUACAGAGGCUUGACGUGUAACACGCGUUGUAAGCGACCCUGUUUGACAUGUGACCGUUAUACCGGGGAUUGUACUGGGCCCUGCAGGAACGGCUUCUACGGUUCCGGUUGUACACGGAGGUGUUCUCAGCCCUGUGAUUACUGUGUCAAGGUAACUGGGGAAUGCGUUGAACAAUGCAAUGAUAGUCUCUGUGGCGUUAACUGCACAGUGAAUUGCCCCAUGGGAUGUAAGAAAUGUGACAGAUACACUGGGGAAUGUUUUGAACCAUGUGAAGAUGGCUACUAUGGCGUUAACUGCACGAUGAAUUGCCCUAUUGGAUGUUUGAAAUGUGACAAACACACUGGAGGCUGUCCACAAGAGAGACUUGCCAAAGGCUAUCAGGGGAAUCGUUCAUCUGCUGGAAGCACUUUCACAAGGGUGCACACAAAACGCAAUGAUGUUAACAGCAUCGAAGUAUCUUGUGAUACAGCGUCGUAUCCAUUCAUCAUAGCUUCUGUUGUCCCAGCUUUAGUAUUGACUGUACUUGUCGCUUUACGGUACUCAACCUACAGAAGAAUACAUAAGCCGAGUUCAAGGACAUAUUCUGAAGAAUCAGAACACGUGUUUACCGAACGGAAUGGUUCUGAAGUUUCGGAUGUCCACAUGGAUGUACCUUAUGAUCGUGCAAAAGUUGAUAUUUUGAAAGAGAAUGAUCAUUUCACAUUAGAAUACCAAUUCACAAGCUGUGGGCAUUCACAUAAGGCUAGCAAUGGUCAACACAGUUACAUUGUUGAUCUGGUAGCGCCAGCAUAAUCAGUAUUGGCUUAUUGUUUUGGUCAUUUUGUCAUGUGUUUAUCCUUAGAUUGGAAUAAAAAUGUAAAUGCAUAAUCUACAUUUAACUUGAAAUGUUUUUCAAUAUCAUUGUUAACUUAGUGUUAGUAUCGACGUUUGAUAUUGUCAACAUUGGUGGAAACCGUUGGGUUGUUGUUGUUGUUGUUGUUGUUGUUGUUGUUGUUGACAUCAAUCAUAAUGAAGAUAUUGAAUAGGAAAAUUAUUAUGUACAUUGCACAUUUAAAAAAUAGUUCCCUGUAAUUUGACGUAAAAAGCAAAAUAUUGAUGAAGCUGAUAUGAAUUGAUAACUCAAACUCAAUCUCUGUUACCUAUCAUAUGUUAUACAUGGGCCUGCAUACAUCUGCUGAUUAAUACCUUCACAUGUAACUGUGUGGUUUGACCAUUAAACAGUUUGUAACAGAGUUGACCCUCUUCAACCCACAGCUAACAAUGUAUUAAAAUAAUGACAUUAAAAGUCUGCCUUGACUAGACACGUAAUACAACCAUUAACCAUGUCAUGUUCAAGCAUACACACACUGCGAUCUUGCAUUGCGUUACCAGGUUUUUCUGAAAAAGGAAUAUCGAGCUAGAUGCAUUUGCUAAGACUACAUUAUGCUGUGAAUAUAAAUAGAAUAUCAAUAGCGUUCAGUACCUGAUGGUGGUAUGGGGAAAUGCCAUUCAUUGAUUUGUUAAUGGUCACGUGUAGCAUAAAGCAACAGCGCGUCAGUUGAUAGCAUCGGUCGUAAAUAAAACUUUCAAUACACAUUUCACAAAGCUUCAAAACUCAUUCAAUGUAGAAAAUGCAUAUCCAUUGUGGCUGCUAUCACAUGACGUUUCACACUAACAAUGAUAAACUGUAUCGGUUGUGCACCAUAACCAAGUUAUUGAGGGUGUAUUGAGUAACAUGUUAUGAGCGGUGACUGUUAAAACCUUAAGUAGAUGCGUACCAUCCAAGCAGAUCGCAAUAUUUUAUGUGUGACCUUGACAGCGGGAGGACCCGACACUUUAUCGCACAUUCAGCUGCUCACACGGUCAGCGGGGGUUGCCGCCAGGUGCUAAGAUUAAAAUACUUUACUUAUCUGAA
This is a messenger RNA of Haliotis rufescens (red abalone), 2313 nucleotides long. Its product is annotated as multiple epidermal growth factor-like domains protein 6. NCBI's taxonomy places the organism in Eukaryota, Metazoa, Mollusca, Gastropoda, Lepetellida, Haliotidae. The record is from RefSeq and is a predicted model, not a curated record. The coding region runs from base 156 to 1211 and encodes 351 amino acids. The transcript has 5 exons.